Fragaria vesca subsp. vesca is the source of this 1208-nucleotide messenger RNA. RefSeq names its product OTU domain-containing protein DDB_G0284757-like. Gene Ontology annotation, molecular function: cysteine-type deubiquitinase activity. NCBI's taxonomy places the organism in Eukaryota, Viridiplantae, Streptophyta, Magnoliopsida, Rosales, Rosaceae. The coding region runs from base 277 to 963 and encodes 228 amino acids. Gene Ontology annotation, biological process: protein deubiquitination. The record is from RefSeq and is a predicted model, not a curated record. The transcript has 10 exons.
AUUUAUAAAAUCAUACAAAUAAUACCAGAGUGACUUUUCCAUUUUUCCAAACAAAUUUUUAUAUUCAGUUGCAUAUCUUGUAGUUCAUCCAAUCCCCUCCCCUGUUUGGUUGCUAAGAAAAGCCGACAAGACAAACCUUUUAUCUUAGAUCUUCCUUGUUCGGUGAUUCGCUGCCGUGGAUUGGAAUAUUUCAGCUCAUCAAAGCAACACCAUCUCUUUAAAAGCUGAGCUGAGACUCUGAGAGUGGUGUAUAAACUGUUUGAUUUGUUGGGUAGUAUGAAUGGAAGCUAUAGCAAUGCAAGUGCAAGUGCAAGCUCAAGCUCGAGCUUGGAUAGCAGUUCUCAUGAUACCGAGGAUGACCAGACCAUUGCAACUAUCUUGGGUGAAGAGGAAAAGCUGAAAAGUGGUGGCAAGCUGGGGAAGAGACUCUCCCACUUGGAUUCAAUUCCGCACACUCCCAGAGUGAAUGGGGAGAUACCUGACGUGAAUGAUGCUACCCAAGACCAUAAGAGGCUUUCAGAAAGGUUGGCUACCUAUGAUCUAGCUGAGCUGCAAAUUGAGGGUGAUGGAAAUUGCCAGUUCCGAGCAAUAGCUGAUCAAUUGUUUCGCAAUCCAGAUUACCAUAAGCAUGUAAGAAAGCAGGUUAUAAAGCAGUUAAAGCGUCACAGAAAACUCUAUGAAGCUUAUGUCCCGAUGAAGUACAAAAGUUACUUGAGGAAGAUGAAAAAAAAAGGGGAGUGGGGAGAUCAUCUUACCCUACAGGCAGCUGCAGACCGAUUUGGAGCCAAAAUUUGUGUAAUCACCUCUUUUCGGGAUACUUGCUAUGUUGAGAUCCUUCCUAAAGAUAGGAAUCCUACCCGAGAGCUUUGGCUGAGCUUCUGGAGUGAAGUGCAUUACAACUCACUAUAUGCUACUGCAGAUGUUCCCACAAGAAGUCCUAAAAAAAAGCAUUGGCUUUUCUAAACUAUAUUAGCAAGCAGACACAGACCUUCAUGUAAAUUAACAGGAAUUCCAUUUAUUUAUUUGGACAAUUACCUGAGCGAAUUAGGAGUUAGAAUAAGAUAUCUGUAUAUAAAAGUUGCACCUUAAAGGAUCCCAUAGCUUUUCUAUGAUUCUGUUACUGCAGAUUCUGUAUAAGGAACAUGAUUCACAUUUAGAAAUUUUCUUACCUCUAUAUGGGCGGUUUCUUUUACCUCUUCACUUUCUGU